AUGGUGUCGGGCGAGGGGCAUUCGCCUCAGAAGCUGUCCAUCUUGGGCGAGCCAAAUAUCGUCGCCGACUUUGGGCUCUGGCCGGCCUACGUCGCAACAGAUCUUCUCGAGCACUCGCCGUCCUCUACCUAUGUCCUCAUCACCGAUACGAACCUACACGAGAGGUACGUCCCGCCGUUCCAGCAAUGGUUCCAGGCCAACAAAGGCGCCACGGCCACCCGCCUCCUGACCUACGCGAUCCCGCCGGGCGAGGCGUCCAAGUGUCGCCAAACCAAGGCCGAGAUCGAGGACUGGAUGCUGUCGCAGCAAUGCACGAGAGAUACCGUCAUCAUUGCGCUCGGUGGAGGCGUCAUUGGCGACAUGAUAGGUUAUGUCGCGGCGACCUUCAUGCGUGGAAUCCGAUUCGUGCAGGUUCCCACCACCUUGCUAGCCAUGGUCGACUCCUCCAUUGGCGGCAAGACCGCCAUCGACACCCCCAUGGGCAAGAACCUCGUUGGUGCUUUUUGGCAGCCCCGUCGCAUCUUCAUCGACCUCGCCUUCCUCGAUACUUUGCCUGUGCGCGAGUUCAUUAACGGCAUGGCCGAGGUGAUCAAGACGGCUGCCAUCUGGGAUGAGGCCGAGUUUACGGCCCUGGAGCAGUCCGCGGCUGACAUCUUGGCUUGUAUCCGUUCACGGGGCCCGAAUCGGCUGCAUCCCAUCCAGGACUCCCUGAAACGAAUCGUUAUCGGCUCGGCAAGGGUCAAAGCCGAGGUUGUAUCUAGUGACGAGCGUGAGGGCGGCCUGCGUAACCUUCUCAAUUUUGGCCACUCCAUCGGUCAUGCCAUAGAAGCCAUUCUGACCCCUCAACUACUGCAUGGUGAGGCAGUGGCAAUCGGCAUGGUCAAGGAGGCCGAACUGGCCCGCUUUCUCGGCGUGCUGCGACCUCACGCUGUGGCGAGACUUUCCAAGUGCAUCGCCGCGUACGGUCUUCCCACGAGCCUUCAAGACAAGCGCGUGAUCAAGCUUACCGCCGGCAAGCAAUGCCCGGUCGACAUCAUGUUGCAGAAAAUGGCCGUCGAUAAGAAGAACGACGGCGGCCAGAAAAAGAUUGUCCUGCUGUCAGCAAUCGGCAAAACCCACGAGCCCAAGGCUAGCGCCGUGGCAGACCAAAGCAUCAGGACGAUCCUAUCGGCUUCGAUCUCUAUCACUCCAGGUGUUCCCGAUUCACUCAAGGUCACCGUUACACCCCCUGGCUCCAAGAGCAUUUCCAACCGCGCGCUUGUGCUGGCGGCCCUUGGCUCCGGGCGCUGUCGCAUCAAGAAUCUACUUCAUUCCGACGAUACACAGUACAUGCUCUCUGCCAUCGCGCAGCUCGGCGGCGCAUCCUAUGCUUGGCGAGAUGCCGGCGAGGUGCUUGAAGUUCAGGGCAGGGCGGGCCAACUCAAGGCAAGCAACGACGCUCUAUAUAUUGGCAAUGCCGGCACCGCGUCUCGCUUUUUAACGACCGUCGUUGCUCUCUGCACGGCCACGACCACGGCCAGCUCGACUGUCUUGACCGGCAAUGCUCGGAUGAAAACGCGCCCCAUCGGACCCCUUGUCGACGCUCUGCGGUUGAAUGGCGUCGAGAUCGAGUAUCUGGAGCAGGAAAAGAGCCUGCCAAUCAGGGUGGAUGCCGCUGGCGGGCUCAAGGGAGGUGUCAUCGAGCUUGCCGCGACGGUAUCCUCCCAAUAUGUCUCUUCGAUCCUCAUGGCGGCGCCAUAUGCCAAGAACCCCGUCACGCUUCGCCUCGUGGGUGGCAAGCCGAUCUCGCAGCCGUACAUCGACAUGACAAUCUCUAUGAUGCGCUCCUUCGGCGUUAUUGUGACGAAGUCCACGACCGAAGCGGACACGUACCACAUUCCACAGGCCUCGUACCAGAACCCUGUCGAAUACAUCAUCGAGAGCGACGCCAGUUCAGCCACGUACCCUCUUGCCGUUGCAGCCAUCACAGGGACGUCGUGCACGGUGCCCAAUAUCGGAUCGGAGUCACUCCAGGGUGAUGCGCGGUUUGCGAUUGAUGUGUUGCGGCCCAUGGGCUGUCUCGUUCACCAAACGGCGACUUCGACGACUGUUACCGGCCCAAAGGUUGGGUCUCUCAAGGCGCUUCCGCAUAUCGACAUGGAGCCCAUGACCGACGCCUUCUUGACGGCAUCCGUGCUUGCCGCAGUCGCUGACGGCAUGACCCAGAUUACCGGCAUCGCGAAUCAGCGCGUAAAAGAAUGCAACCGCAUCGAGGCCAUGAAGGAUCAAUUGGCCAAGUUUGGUGUCCACUGCAAUGAACUCGACGAUGGCAUCGAGAUUCACGGAGUACCACUGGGUGAUAUCCGCCAGCCGGCCCUUGGUGUCCAUUGUUAUGACGACCACCGUGUGGCCAUGAGCUUCAGUGUUCUUUCCGUGGUGUCACCAAGUCCUACGGUCAUCACCGAGCGCGAAUGUGUCGGCAAAACGUGGCCGGGAUGGUGGGAUGUGCUCUCACGCUGUUUCCAGGUCGACUUGGACGGUUCUGAUCUGGGGACAUCUGCUCACCGCGAGGUCAAGCCGGAUGCAAAACUAGAAAGCUCCAUCAUCGUUAUCGGCAUGAGAGGCGCAGGCAAGACCACCGCGGGGCGAUGGAUGGCCAAUCUUCUCGGUUGGCAUUUCGUGGACCUCGAUCAGGAGCUGGAGAAGCGGUCAGGACAGACUAUCCCCGACAUGAUCAAUGGCUCUCGGGGCUGGGACGGCUUUCGCGAGGACGAAUUGGCACUGCUCCGCGACGUCAUUGACAACCAGGCCCAGAGUCACGUCUUCUCAUGUGGCGGAGGUAUCGUCGAAACUCCGGACGCUAGGGAACUUCUCAUGGACUACUGCCGUAACGGUGGUCGAGUUGUGCUGAUACACCGCGACACUGAUAAGGUUGUGGAAUACCUCAUGAAAGACAAAACCCGACCGGCGUACACCAGCGAGAUCCGUCAGGUCUACUUGAAACGCAAACAGUGGUACGACGCAUGCUGCAACUUUAUCUACUACAGCCCACACACCAAUGAUUUCGGUUGCAGCUCGGGGAUCCCCGAGGACUUUGAGCGAUUCGUGGCCGCGUUGAGUGGGAAAGCUUCACAAUUGGAAAGCUUGGUGGGGAGGCAGCAGAGUUUCUUCGUGUCACUAACGCUGCCUGACCUCGCUGCCGCGUCGCAUGUGAUCCCUCGUGUGGUUGUCGGCGCAGACGCCGUUGAACUUCGAGUGGAUCUUCUGGCGGACAGAAGUCCAGACGCCGUCAUAGCUCAAGUAUCGAUAUUGCGAUAUGCAGCCAAAAUGCCCAUCAUCUUCACGGUCCGCAGCGAGUCACAGGGGGGGGGGUUCCCUGACAACGACCAUGACGCACGACUUGAGCUCUACCAAUUGGGUCUCAAGUUGGGCGUCGAGUAUCUGGACGUUGAGCUGACCGUGCCCGAUGGCACAAUCCAGUCGAUUACCGACCAAAAAGGAAAUACGCGAAUCAUCGCCUCGCACCACGAUCCUCCCGCAGCUCUCUCGUGGGAGAACGCGUCUUGGAUUCCAUACUACAACAAAGCUCUUCAGUUCGGCGACAUAAUCAAGCUGGUCGGAGUGGCAGCGACCAUGGAAGACAAUUUUCACCUGAUGAACUUCAAAAGUCGCAUGUCGGCAGAACAGAAGACUCCACUGAUUGCCAUAAACAUGGGGCGGGCAGGAAAGCUAAGUCGCGUUCUCAAUGGCUUUCUUACUCCGGUAUCUCAUCCAGACCUGCCCUUCAAGGCGGCGCCAGGCCAGAUGUCAGCAGCCGAGAUCUGGCAAAGCCUAACCCUGUUGGGCGAAAUGGAUCCUUUGCGGUUCUACCUCUUCGGAAAGCCAAUUGCCCAAUCCAGAUCACCCGCACUUCACAACAGCCUCUUCCGGUUGACAGGGCUCCCGCACGAAUAUGAGCGACUGGAGACUGACAAAGCCGCUAGUCUACGGGGCAUCUUGCGCGGUUCAGACUUCGGCGGCGCCUCCGUCACUAUCCCCCUGAAGCGGGACGUUAUGGAGCUCGUGGAUGAACUCACUCCCGCCGCCCAGACCAUCGGCGCGGUCAACACUAUAGUACCCAUCAAUGGCAAAGAUGGCCGUCGCCUUGUCGGCGACAACACAGACUGGAAGGGUAUGGUCUUUACAUUGGCCCGCGGCGGGGUGACCACGCCUGGACUGGACUCAUGUGCAAUGGUUGUGGGCUCUGGGGGCACGACAAGGGCUGCAAUCUUUGCGCUUCGGUCAAUGGGGUUUAGCUCCAUUUACGUUGUUGGUCGCGACCCGGCAAAGGUUCAGGAUCUGAUUGGAAAUUUUCCUAGCGACUACAAUCUUCGAGUCGUCGCCAGUGCCUCGGACAUUCAUGGCAUGAAGCGAGGCCCGUCUGUCAUGAUCAGUACUAUUCCAGCGGAUAGGCCUAUCGACCCGGUGGUAAAGGAGCUUGUAAAGCUGGCAAUGGCACAAGGCGACAGAGCCAGUCAAAGUCGUGUGCUGCUCGAAAUGGCAUACAAGCCACGCAGUACUCCUGUUAUGCAAUUGGCUGAGGAAGCGGGAGGUUGGACUGCUAUCCCAGGUCUGGAGGUGCUGUCAUCGCAGGGUUGGUAUCAGUUCGAGCUGUGGACCGGCAUUACCCCCUGUUACGAAGACGCUCGGAACGCCGUUUUGGGCUCCGCUCAGGAAGUGUAG
Messenger RNA from Purpureocillium takamizusanense, 4701 nucleotides. RefSeq names its product 3-dehydroquinate dehydratase (3-dehydroquinase) (gene ARO1). The transcript is spliced from 2 exons. Bases 1 to 4701 code for a protein of 1566 amino acids. Gene Ontology annotation, biological process: aromatic amino acid biosynthetic process; chorismate biosynthetic process. Gene Ontology annotation, cellular component: cytoplasm. The record is from RefSeq and is a predicted model, not a curated record. NCBI's taxonomy places the organism in Eukaryota, Fungi, Ascomycota, Sordariomycetes, Hypocreales, Ophiocordycipitaceae. Gene Ontology annotation, molecular function: 3-dehydroquinate dehydratase activity; shikimate 3-dehydrogenase (NADP+) activity; 3-dehydroquinate synthase activity.